UGAGGAUAAACUGCAGAGCGGCUGCUUGUGGCUUCAAGCCACAUUUCACGAUCUUACCGAGGCUUCCCGAGCACCGCCGAUCUCAGAAGAUCCACAAACCCGACACCAACCGAAACUCUCCAGUUACUCCCGAUCCGUCCCCAUUGAAUCUGCUGUUGUCGGGUUGGGGGUGACGAAAUACUGUACAUGAAAUAAAGAAAAAAAAAAAGGCGAUUUCCAGAAACCAUCACUCCAGAGCCCCUCCCAGUCCAGGGAUUUUCGGAUUCGAGGCUUGACAAAGAGAGAGACUAUUCAAGAUGAAAGUAAUCAGCGCUGCGGUGCUUAGCGCCCUGUUCUGCACUGUUGUGUCAGCAUCUUUGAAAGUCAAAGAGGAAAACAGGACAGCCUUCUUUGGGGAGGACAUUCACAUCGAUGUGCCAGAUGGGAAUGCUAGUGAGGUUGUGUUCAAACCAAGGACAAAUCGGUCCUCUGAGGUGGUUCUUCUGCGAGCAGGCCAGUUGUUGAAGCCACGCAACCGCAUCAACUCCCUGGGCCACCUGGUGCUGGAGGACGUACAGGAGGAGGACGAGGGGAUGUACAUCAUCAAGAACAACAACAACAACAGCACAGUCAAGCACCUCAUUCUCAUUGUCAGGGACUGUGCUUUGGAGCAAGUGGUGAAGUACGGAGAAACUUACAGCAUCCAUCUCAACCACGUCGAUGGCCCCAUCACCUUGGAGUUCAGGUCCAGUCUGGUUCAGGCCAAUCAGACUGAGAUACAACAUGCAGCAGAGCCUCCACCCGUGGUGCUGUACAACCAGACAGUGGUGGCAGAAGAAUAUGUUGGACGCCUCAGUGUGACAGAGAAACGGGUGGUGCUGCACUCAGUAAGGAUGACAGACGAGGGGAGCUUCACAGUGCUGGACCGUGAGGGCAAAGUCCGGAUGAGGAACUGUCUGAAUGUUAGAGAGCACCAGAACUUCUUGCGCACAAACUAUGGAGGAAACCUAAAGAUGAAACUCUACCUGCACCAUUCCAAUGUGAACAUUGUCUACAGGCCCAAAUCACACAAUCAGGACCAGGUCAUCGUGGACCAGGGGGUUCUGGUGACACCACUGGACCCUCUGCUGGAGGGCAGGCUGGUUGUGGAGGGAUCAGAGCUCAUUAUGAAGAAGGUCCAUGUGGCCGACUCAGGUCUCUUCAAAGUGACAGACCUGUCUGGGUAUCCUGUGGCUCAUGUCUACAUAGAGGUAAACGCCUAUAAGCUGCCUCCGCUGACUGUAGCCAUCCUCUCCCUGGUGGGCCUGAUCGCCUUCAUGCUGCUGGUGUGCCUGCUGUCCUGUCUCUAUAAAAUGCAUAAGAGGAAUGAGAAGAGCAAGAAGCUGAUGCUCAUUGCUCAGCAGGCUGGCAAGGGAGACGGCGAGGCUUUCAGACAGGUGGUCCAUGAGGCUUACACCAGGUUCGCUGAGGAAUCUCUGAUGCAGUCUGUGUGUGAUGAUAAAACCUCGGAGAGCACAGAGGUCACAAUCAAGGGCCUCGAGGUGUCCAAACCGGGCCGCUACCAAGCUCUGACCUCAGACAACUUCCUUGAGAUGAGCGACUCUGGAGUGGAGUUUACCAACUCUGCCCUCCCACUGGACAGUGACACUGACGGUGCGAUGACCUACGCCUCCCACAAGCCACUCCUGAAUGCCGUCUCUCCUACAGCUGUGACCGAAGGAAUUCACUCAGAGAGCCUGGAGACCACUUUGGCCCCCCACUGCGACUUCAGUGCCAGCCGGACCCCUGACUCCGUCCUGAGUGCCAGCCCCGCCUCCAAUCCUCGCUCAUUUGCAGCUGCCACCCCCGAUGGUAGUCUGUGCGGUGCUGAAUCGCCGGGAGCAGCCUCCAGGGGCACCACUGGGUCGGAUUCAGCCAAGACAGAAGGAGGGGCUGACGUCGGAGAAGUUGGGCAGAAGGAGGAAUCGGCUCAGAGCACCUGAGAGGAUGCACCAGUGUGUAUUUUUUUUUUUUAGCUCAUGGUCCUUACAUUGGCCCUGUGUUUCCAGGAACCCUAUCAUAUCCAAACACCACCAAGUCCUUGAUCACUGCAUUUAAAAUAUCACAGAAAAAAAUAUUCAUGCUUGGAUCUUGAUGUCAUUUUACCCUGAACGAAAAGAAUAAAAAGGCAGUUGCACAAAAUGCACAAUACAAUAUUCAAUGCACUAAAUGAGAUGCAAAAGAGUAACCCUAAGCUCUAUGAAAAGAAGAACAAAGCAAUUCUGUGCAUAUGGAAAUGCAUGCAUUUAAAUUAAACAUUAAAGUAGAUAUCAUAGUUCAAAUCAACAAGAAAAUGCUGAUGUUAGACUAGACUGACUGCAUGCAAGCUUCAGUGGGUAGAAGCACCGGCUCAAAAAGAAGUUAUGUUGAUGAGAAAAGGGUAAAACACUCUCAGCACCUUUAGGAAAACACCUAAAUGGUAUCAAAUAGUUUUAGCUCACGUCAAAGGGUUGUCAAAAAAAAUUACAGGAUUUUGACAGUUUGACAGGUAGAGUCAGUACAUUUCAAGGAGUCAGACAUUAUUUUCUAAGAGCAAGGCUACUAACAGUAACAGAAGAGCUCCUCCUGUAUUGAGGGGAACCUCAAUUUGUUUCCUCUGACAGCACUUUUGUCUGCUCUCACGGCAUCAGACACUCAGACACAAACACUGCGAUGACUGCGUUUCAUCCCACCCACACAUAGACUCUAUUAUUAACAGUACAAGUAUGUCAGAAAGCGUCUCCGCCUCUCAGACAGAAGUGCUUGUCUCAGCAAUCAUUCACCGCCAUCCACGACAAAAACCUCCUCAAUGCAUUCUUUCUAAAAAACCUGCAAACUGAAACAAGCUCUGAAGAUUGAAUACCACCUCCCCUCUGCGAGUGCCGGUGGUUGUUUUACUUUCUCUCAUAUAUUGGGUGUCAAAUCUACCACAUUUUAAGGCAUGGUCUAGAGGAACCCGUCAAUACGCCCACCUCAUCUCACUCACGCUAAUGACGAAGGCCAGAGCCUCAGCGGAGUUGUCACAAGCCCUGUCAGAGCAAAAUAAAAUUCAAAAAAUACUGUGCAACACAUCUGGGAAUUUUGGAACGGCUCCCGAGAACAUAAUUGGAUUUUUGGCCUCUUCAUGGAAAGACCAAUUCACGGACACCAUAGAGUGACGAGUGGUGAUAAAAGAGACGACAGAGAUGGAAUAGGGUACUAUUCGGGGGAACAGAUAAAUGACUUGCAUGAUUUAAAGCCUACUGUUUUCAUCUCAGCCCCCCAUCCAAGGGACAGAGCUCUGAUUAUUGUAGCCCAGUUGUUUGCCAAAAUGAAGUGACUGGAAAGACGCAAUUGGAUCAGUGUGAUAACGACGCAGCCUACAGCCUCAACGAAAUGAGACUGAAUAACAAUGAUCAUGAGAGGUGUGUGUGUGUGAGUGUGUGAAGGGGGGGGGUACAGAGCAACCAACAGUAUUAGACCUUCAGCGCAUGAAGACAUGAUUCCUUUUAGUCCGUGAAUAAUAGGAAAUGAAUAAGAAGAGGACAUUAAUGGUCCUGCUUGUGGUCUAUGAAUCUAAACCCACCAUACAGUUCAGUGACAUCGAUGCUACUAUUGACAAUAACCAUUAGCAGUAUUACAAAGGUGUCUCGCUCAACAUCCACUUAACCAUCGACAUAAGGAAGGUCAUAGGUUUACAGAUAUUUCAGUUAAAAUGUACAUUCAGCUACUCUGUGACCACCUUACGUCUCUAACUGACUCAAGGGCAUUCACACCCCAGUAACUGAUAGUUCAUAUUGUUGAUUUGUUUACUGGAAAGAGCUCUUACCUUGCUUGAGUUUAAAAAAGGAGCUCCAAGGCAUCACAGGAUGUGGUGCAGAUGUAGUGAGAUAACUUCUAAUUGACAAAAAGGUUUUGUUUUUCAAGGAUCUGCUUUUUACACAAGGAGUAAAUCAGUGGUAGCUGGUUUGGUUACACAUUGAACACCAAUUAACAUACUUUGUGGGAGAAAAAAAUCAAGAAAAUACAAGAAACGGACCACAGAAGUACAGAUGAGAGAGUACAAGCAGUAACAUGGCACAAGUUCGAACACAUUUAAAAAGAAGCAUGAACAGAGUCAAUUAAAUUAAGCUCUCACGGCCAUAACAACUGCUUUUUGACUAAUUAGUUCCCUUUCCCUGCUGCGGAAGAAGCCUGUGGGCUAAUUCAGGUCACAGGAAACUGAUUUACACCGAAAGACUUCUCACAGAACGAGAGCCAGACAUUUCACACAUGCCCCCGUCCCCCGCAGGGCCAAACAGUCUGUGAUACUACACAUAGAGCCCACAUUUACACCUUUAGGGAAUCAGAGCAGUAUCCAUGGCAACAUCAAUCACAAUACUUCACCUACUGCAAUACACAGUGAUCCUCGCCAUAACAAGGGUCUUCUGUCCCGACCAUCCCAUUUAGAUGUCACUGUUUCCAUUGACAGCUGUUAGCAGCAUGGCUACCUCGUGCUGUAACUGAAAUUAUGUCAACCUGGACAGUCUGUAAGAUGUAUACGACCUAUACCUCUAAGGGUUACUAAAAGCAGUCAGACAGACACAAAUGUUUGUUGUCUGCACAAGAAAAGCACAAAUUUUAACACGUGUGAUCCUUUUGAAACAAGAAAGAGCUUCACAUUGUAAUUAAAAAGGGUAAAAAAUGAAGUAGCAGCUACUGUAAAUACAAUCCCUUCCUAUUCAGGAAAAUGUAGCUUGGAUUGAUUCUUUCGUUACUGCAGAGGUUAGAUAUAGGAAUCAGGAAUCACAAGUGUGUGCAAUACCCCACUUACUUGUCAUUGAAUUAUUGAUUUUGUAUGGCUGUUUUUUAGGGCAGUGCUUUUGCACAUGCAGGGACUUCUUGACUUAAUCAGAUAUAUGUAUUAACACUAAGAGGCAACAGUAAGGCUCCUAAAACUGACUCUGUGUAUGAUAAAUAUCAGUUUGAUUCAAAUAAGCUCUGAUACGUUAGGUGGGCUGAUGACACAUUGAUGGUCAAAGGAUAUUCAGUUAAAUCUAAAGCAAUAUUAAUCAUAAUGGCACUGAUACAUCACUAACAUACACCGGGCAGAAAGAGGAAUCUGACAUAACAAAUCCAUCCAAAAACAUCGGUCACUCUUAAUCAUCCUUUUUUCACUCUUGUAAAUAUAAAGGUAUGAGAUCUGCAUGUGUUUAGUGUGAAAAUACUAAUAUGUUUCUUACUGCAAGGCUUAUGCAAGAUUUUAUACUUUCAAAAGGGUGCGUUGAUCCUUUAACCACACAUCCACAGUAGGUAGAAAACUAACAAGUAGGGCUGGAGAUGCCUUCAGCUGGGAAGACUCUCCAGUCUUACUCAUGUCAUGUUUGGGUUGCAGUGAUGCUGUGUGAAAUCCUUUCAUCGAAAUUUCCUUCGUGAUCGCCUCUGGGGUUGAAUCUGAUACAGCAACAGUGUUGUUGUAUUUAAUCAUGGGCUCUAAUUUUGACUCUUCGUUUCAGGUCUGGGCCUAAAAAUGAACAAAAGACAGACUGGUUCUAAAAACAACCUGAAGACUUAAUAUCAUUUUGAUCAUUCAAAACACACUGACACAAAAUGUUGCUGUGGUGAAUAAAAAACACCUGAUUUAAAGGACCAGUGUGUGGGAUUUAGGGCAGGGCUGCCCAGAGUGGGGCCUGCGGGCCAAAGCUAGUGAGGUUAAAAUGCUCUUUAAAUAUGUUAGAUCCCUAAAUUAUGAAUUACUUUUCAUAAUCUGAGCACUGCAGGCGGAAGUCAGUCAAUUAAGGGAACUUGGGAUCAUAAUACCAGUUUCCAUCUAAUACAGUAUAGCAGCUGUUUGCUUUUGGCCCGUAGACAACCAUUAAGUUUCAGUUUUGGCCUGUUGGCACGUUUGGGCAUCCUUGUUUUAGGAGGAUCUAUUGGCAGAAAUGGAUUAUAAUAUUCAAAACUAUGUGUUCAUUUGGGUAUCUACAGAUGAGCAGGUCCUCUUCUAUGUUGCACCGCCAUGUUUCUACAGUUUACAUUACGCCAAGGCCACCGUAGGUUCUCCUUGAAAGGGAGGUGUAAGUGGACGGGGUAUUCAGUUUCCAGUCUGCAAUGUCUGUGCUUGAUGCCACUAAAUGCUACACACUGAACCUUUAAAGAAAUACUCAAAUAUAAUAUUAUACAUGGGGAAAAUACACUUGUCUGCCAUGUAGCCACAGAGUUUGACUCCAAGCUUUGUACAAAGACAGCAGGGGAAAACUACUAGCAUCCAUUAAAAGGUUAUCAGCAGCUCUAAAAGAUUUCUGAAUAAAAGGUUAUAAAUCUUUUCACCAAACCUUUCUUCCAACUAUUGUACAGGCUGUAAUUACAAGCGGCCAACACCAGGAAUUUCUAUCAGAAAUAUAGCCACAAACCAGUGGCAAAGAAAAUCAACACAUUAUAUUUAUUUAAUGAUGUGGGGUGGAAAGAUUUAGACCCCCAUUUCACCACAGCAGGUUACAUCCACUGAGAUAAAUGGAAAUUCAACAAGUUCAGGCCUUUGCAGAGUAGAUAUGUUGGAAUAAUAAUAAUAAUAAUAAUAAUAAUACUAAAGUUCAAGCAAUCGCAGGCUUUCUGAAAGGAUUUCACUUUCUGUCAUUCAACCUCAUCUGAUGUUUUCUGUUUCAUUACACAUCACAGAGCUUCUCAGAACAGAAGUGCUGAUCCGCGUGUGGGCACGGGGAGAUUUAAUAAAAUGUUCUUUCAGUUCUGGGAGAUUCGCUCUUUUGUUAAUCUACUUUUCUCUGUAAUUCCAAAGAAUAUAAUGAAAAACUAUGAAAUGAUGCCUGCAGUGUCACCGUUUGCUAAUACCUCUGAUAAUAAUAGAAAUUUGCUCUUAUGCGAAAUAUCAGAAGGACUGGCUGUAAACUGCACUUUUUGACACUGAGAUCAAUUAAUUUUAAUUCACUCCAGUGCAUUUCAGUGGUUCUUACUGUGAUUGAAUUUAGUCUUAUCUUUGAUUCAUGACAGAUAAUUGGAGAAAAUAAUUGAAAACCAAUGGCCUUUGUCAUUUUAAGCUCCCUCUGAUAUAUAGUAAGAACGUUUUUCUAUGACUAAAGAACACACAAUUCCAUAUCAGGUGGAUAUUUGUUAAGCAGCACUCCUACUCUGAUUUACACUCAGAAUGAUUCAGAAAUCCAAUGUACGUUUAUCUGCUUGGAAAUUGUUCCGUAUUCACACAUCUGUCCACUCCCCACCGUCACACUCCCAGCACCUGAGAAUGUUUUUUUAUACAAGAAAAAAAAAAGAAAAACGUCUUAGAAAUAAUUUUCAUAUAAUCGAUGUGUUUACUUUGGGACAAAUGUACGUAAUGACAAACUAGACAAGUGCAUUUGGUGAAAAAAAAAAUCAACACUUCCUUUGAAUGAAUGAUCAUGCUUGAAUACAUGUCAUUGUGAGAACUUUUUGUAGCAUCACAUUUAGCACCAAAAAGACAACUUUUCGCUCCUAAUGUGCUUCGUGUUUCUCCGUACUCUGAUAUUAUAGCCUAUAUCUGCUGUCCCAGUGUAUACCUAAGAGUUAGUGUAACUGCAGCAUGCUGACCUGUAGAUUGCUUGUGGGACAGCAGCCGUGAUAGCUAAUAAUGAUAGUAAUAAUAUGAAUUGCACUUUUCUGUACAGCUGGCCUCCUGAAUCCAUCUUGACCUUGUCGCUGAGGUCUGUCCCUGGUUUCCCAUGAUCCUCCUGACUCUUAAUAUCACCCUUCAUUACUGGCUUUCAGCUGAGAGUGAUAGUUAAAGGAGAAUACUGGUGUUUUUUUUAAAGGUUGCUGUCAAUUGUGUGGUGUGUUUUCAGCUCUUGUUAGUCAGCACACACACUGGGAACAAGAAUGCUUGUUUUCCAUUAGUAGAAGCAAUGUGCUGCCAUUUAGUAUUUUGUAAUAAUAAAUAUAUGAUAAAUACAUGAAAUAUGAAAACCUCAGCCACACUUUGUUUUAUUGUGUGUUUUAUUGUUAUUUCAUGGUACAGAGUUUUUUUUAAAUCAUUUCUGUCAAUCACAGGUGGAAAUAAAAGCUAAGAAAUAAAAUUUUUAACAUAUAGCUUCAUGUUUUUAUCUCAGACAUCUUUGCUGGGACAUACUGACCUUUAAUGUAAGACCAAUCAAAUGACAUGCAUUAGAAAUUAGAUAUUUUUUUCAAAUAACACUGGUGCUCUCCUUUAACAUCACUUCAGAUAUAAUAUGCAUAUAGGUUUAAUAAACAAACGUGGUCUCAAUCUAAAGGGCAUUAAAGUUUGCAUUCCAGAGAUUUAUUUUAUGUGGAUUAAAUAUUGCUAUAUGCUAUUUGCAUCUAUUUACAAUUAGUAUGAAAUCAUACAUUCUCCUAAUUGUAAAAUGGUUUUGGGAAACCUGAGAGUCAGGAUUGCUCAUGAGGCCAAAUUAAAUCCUGUUGAUUGUUUUCCUUAACUUGACUCAGGCAGGAGAAGUAUUGUCACUGUCAAUAUUACUGCCGUUGCUUCUGCAAAAAAAAGCAACUUAAAAAAGACUUUUAUACAAGAAGAAUCUCAUUUCAUGUUCACUUGAUCUCAAAAUGUAUCUGCAGAUGAUUUUAUUUAUUCAUUUAUAUUUUUAAUCAAGUAAUUACAGCUUCAUUUACAUGAUGAUAUUGGAUUUGAUUGUAAAAUGAUGGCGUUGUUUUGUCUUAUUUUAGUUUUAUAUUGUAAGAAAGGUCAGAAAUGUCUGGUGGAGUGAAAGAAAAUCAUGCAAAUGAAAAGAAAUAGCAGUUAACAGAUCACUUCAUGUCUUUGGGAAGAGAGCAUGGGUCUAUUUGUAUGUAUGAGGCCCUUAAAAUCAUCCUUCAGGAUUAUCUGGUUUUGAUUACUAUGCUUUCGUACAUAUAGGUUGUAUUACUUACAUGUGAAUUUUACAGUUGCUUUUAAGCCAAACAUAAACCAUAUCUUGCUUGUAUAAAAGGUAACACGUUUUCUCUGUUGUGUUUGAGGUUUGAUUGAUUUAGUAGAUUUUAGUAGAAACCUGAUCAAUUCACCUUUAUUUGUCAUUGAUGUAAGGGAGACAUCAAAACAUUGAAGUGUGUAUUCCACUGGACAGUACAAGUUCAGGUUAUAAAGGAAGUUGUAAGGAGAGAGCACAGUAUGUUAUACGACUUUGUUUUACCAGAUAUUCUGGUUCGUCUGCAUGAGAGUCUCUGUCGUUACUUGUUGCUUUCGCUUUGAAAGAAAUCACUUGAAUGCCUCAUGUCUAAGAGUUCAGAUCUCAUUUAAUGUUUUUCCAAAGCUGGGUAAUCAUUGACUCUAACGAUACUUCGCGGCACUGCCAUGAACAAGCGAUCACACCCCCUUGUUUGCCUGAAGAAUAAAUCAGUGAUUAUUUAUAUACCGGUAUUAUAAGACCUUUUGGCAUCCUGCGCAGACUUUUGUAAAGCUUCUCAUUUUCUGUAAUGAAUGAAUAAUUCCAAUUAAAUGACUUUUCAACAGAGA
Dicentrarchus labrax (European seabass) is the source of this 9427-nucleotide messenger RNA. RefSeq lists its product as uncharacterized. NCBI's taxonomy places the organism in Eukaryota, Metazoa, Chordata, Actinopteri, Moronidae. Bases 297 to 1961 code for a protein of 554 amino acids. The record is from RefSeq and is a predicted model, not a curated record. The transcript has 10 exons.